AUGGUGUGGGAAGAUCUAACAGUUGAAUGCUUUGGAACACACAAGAAGAAGCUGCUUACUGGAAUCACUGGUUUUGCUGAACCUGGUCGUAUUAUGGCCGUCAUGGGUCCUUCUGGCUGUGGCAAAACCACUCUUCUCAACUCUUUCACUGGAAGACUUCCAACAAAUGUUGCAGUAAGCGGGAACAUUCUACUCAAUGGGAAGAAGAGAAGCUUAUAUUCCAAAGAUGUGUCUUACGUGGCUCAAGAGGAACUUUUCUUAGGAACUUUGACUGUGAAAGAGACCCUCGCAUUCUCUGCAAACAUGAGGCUCCCUUCUAAGAUGACCAAAGAAGAGAUAAAUAAAGUUGUUGAAGAGACAAUAAUGCAAAUGGGUUUAGAAGAUUGUGCAGAUAAUAAGAUUGGGAAUUGGCAUUCCCGGGGUAUAAGUAAUGGUGAAAAGAAGAGACUUAGCAUUGGCCUUGAAAUUCUAACACAGCCCCAUGUCUUGCUUCUUGAUGAACCUACUAGUGGACUUGAUAGUGCCUCAGCUUUUUAUGUGAUCCAAGCUCUAUGCAGCAUUGCUCAUAAUGGAAAACUUGUUAUUUGUUCCGUUCACCAACCAAGUAGUGAAACUUUUAAUCUCUUUGAUGAUUUGCUUUUGCUCUCAAGUGGGGAAACUGUUUAUUUUGGAGAAGCAAAGAUGGCUCUAAAUUUUUUUGCUGAUGCAGGGUUCCCCUGUCCAACUAGAAGAAAUCCUUCCGAUCAUUUCCUUUUGUGUAUGAAUUUGGACUUUGAUUUUAUUACUGCAACAUUAGCGAAGACACAAAUAUGUUUGUCUACAUCCAAUUCGACAAUGGAAAUGAGAACAUCAGAGAUUAGAAGGACACUCAUUGGGAGUUACAAAAGUUCAAUGCCCAUGAUUACAAGAAGAAUUCAACAACUGAAACCCAAUGAAGAGCAACAAAUUGAAUCCAAUGUAAGGAGCAAUAGCAGCUGGUGGAGGCAACUGUGUACAUUGACCAAACGAUCCUUCCUAAACAUGACUAGGGAUAUUGGUUACUACUGGCUGAGGAUAAUAUUCUACAUAUCUGUAGCAAUCAGCAUUGGCACCCUCUUUUUUCAUGUUGGCACAGAUAACUCCUCAAUAUUGGCUAGAGGAAAGUGUGUCUCAUUCAUAUAUGGGUUCAUGAUUUGUUUGUCAUGUGGUGGAUUACCAUUUUUCAUUGAAGAAUUGAAGGUGUUCUAUGGUGAAAGGUCCAAAGGGCAUUAUGGAGAGGCUACAUUUGUACUAUCAAACAUCAUAUCAUCAUUCCCUUUCCUUGUUCUAAUAUCGCUCUCCUCUGGAAUAAUCAUUUACUUCAUGGUUCAAUUUCAUCCGGGUUUAACUAAUUGUGCAUUUUUCUGCAUCAACUUAUUUUGCUGCCUAUCUGUUGUUGAGAGCUGCAUCAUGGUUGUAGCAUCAGUGGUCCCAAAUGUGCUAAUGGGCAUAGGAACAGGAACUGGUGUAAUAAUCUUCAUGAUGAUGGCCUCCCAAAUCUUUAGACCCCUACCUGAUAUUCCAAAGUUCUUUUGGCGUUAUCCCAUGUCCUAUCUCAGUUUUGCUACUUGGGCAGUGCAGGGACAAUACAAGAAUGACAUGCUUGGGGUUGAAUUUGAUCCUUUGCUACCUGGGGACCCAAAAGUUUCCGGAGCACAAGUCUUAACAUUUGUAUUUGGGGUUCCAUUGGAUCAUGACAAAUGGUGGGAUUUAACAGCAUUGUUGACCUUAUUGUUAGUCCACAGAUUGGCUCUUUACUUAGUGCUUCGGUUUGUGAAAAGACUUAAAUCACCUGUGUCAUGGUUUUAUGCCAAGGAAAGUCUACACUUUGCAGAAAGAUGUUUACUCAAUAAGAAGCCUUCUAUCUCUUCCAAGAAACGAGAGGCUCUACAUCCUUUAUCGUCUCAAGAGGGUCUUAUGUCCCCAAACCUUGCCAUAUAA
Abrus precatorius (Indian licorice) is the source of this 1959-nucleotide messenger RNA. RefSeq names its product ABC transporter G family member 15-like. Lineage: Eukaryota; Viridiplantae; Streptophyta; Magnoliopsida; Fabales; Fabaceae. The transcript is spliced from 9 exons. Bases 1 to 1959 code for a protein of 652 amino acids. Gene Ontology annotation, molecular function: ATP hydrolysis activity; ATP binding; ABC-type transporter activity. The record is from RefSeq and is a predicted model, not a curated record. Gene Ontology annotation, cellular component: membrane.